This is a messenger RNA of Rosa rugosa (rugosa rose), 1459 nucleotides long. RefSeq lists its product as uncharacterized. Gene Ontology annotation, molecular function: zinc ion binding; nucleic acid binding. NCBI's taxonomy places the organism in Eukaryota, Viridiplantae, Streptophyta, Magnoliopsida, Rosales, Rosaceae. Bases 787 to 1263 code for a protein of 158 amino acids. The record is from RefSeq and is a predicted model, not a curated record. The transcript has 3 exons.
AAUUGGUAUCAGAGCUUGAAUUGCAUGUUAAUAAACCGGAUUAAGUUUUACAGAAUUAAGGGUUAUUGUUAUAUGCAUAUAUGUAUAUUGUUUGUUCAUGAGAAACAAUCAUCUUUUUCCGGAACUGGGCCAUAACAUUAAUGGGUCCAAUACUGACCAUGCAGAAGCUUUUUCUAUCAAGCCCAAAUGCGCAAACGCGCGUUUUAGUUUAAUCCCAGAAUGGCCGUCAGAACGGUCUCCUCUCUUCAGUUUCAUAUUUUGGGGAUUAAUUUCGAUUCCGCUGAUUUUGUGCUUCUGAUUGAAAUUGAUUUAAGAAACCAAGUUUGCAUGUGUCUUCGAAUCUUUCUAUACAUAUAUAUGCAUAUGAUUAACUCUAAUUGCAGCGCGGGAGCGUCCGGCUUUGCAUUCUGGCAUUUCCCUGUCCAACAUUGAGCCUCUGAAUGGGUCUAAUUUCAAAAGAUGGAAAGAAAAUGUUGAGCUCUAUCUUGGUCUUCAGGGCAUCGAUUUCUGUUUGACUGACCCUGAGCCUAUUAUUAAUGAUCAGAGUGAUGAACCUUCGAUUGCUAGGCAUAGAGAUUGGCACAGGGCGAAUAGAAUGACGAAACUUAUCUUGAAGCAGACUAUGUCACCAAUUGUGAGGGGUAGUGUGAUUGAACCUGAAACUGCUUUAGAAUUUAUGACUGCCAUUGGAAGUUUACAGAGAAUGUGAAGGCUGAGAUAUCACUAUUGCUGGAUAGGCUGAUAACCUCUAAGUAUGAUGCAUCAGGUAGUGUCAGAGAGCACAUCAUGAAAAUUAUUCAGAUUACUACUAGGUUGGCAAACUUAGAAAUUGUCUUUCCAGAUGCUUUUAUUGUCCAUCUUGCCUUGAGAAAUCUCCCUGCAACCUUUAGUCCACUGAAAACAACAUAUUUUGCUCAGAAAGAGCAGUGGGAUCUGAAUGAAUUAAUAGCUAUAUGUGUGCAAGAAGAAGAGCUGCAUAAGAGAGAGGGUACAGUUUCAGUCAAUUUAGUUAAUAAGCCGAGCUGGAAGGGUAAAGGGAAAGCAGCAGGGUCUAGUGCAGUAGCUAUUGCUGGUUCUGGUGAAGGUACUAGUGGAGUUAAGUCCACCAAACUUAGCCCCAAAAAGGCAGCAGGCAAGAUGAAAAAGGCUGGAAAUUUUAAGUGUUUUUUCUGCAAAAAGGAGGGGCACAUUAAGAAAAACUGCAAGGGCUUCAAGGAUUGGUUAGCUAAAAAGGGACUUCCUAACAAAGAGGGCCCCAAGUAGAAGUGAAAUCAAUGUCUCAGUAGGAAACGGAAUGGGAGUGGCUGUCAAAGCUAUAGGGACAGUCAAGUUGUCUUUAGGAUCUGGCUCUAGUUAUAUUUUGGAUAAUGUUUUUUAUAUUCCCUCUAUGAAGAGGAAGUUGAUUUCAGUAGCUCGUUUGGUUAGGAAUGGAUGUACUUUUUUCAUCAAUCUUGAAGGA